AUGACAAACAAGAUCGUGGUGGCGUUUGAUCUGUAUGGCACCCUGCUGUCGACAGAAAGUAUUGCCCAGGUAUUGGCAUCGCAAUUUGGCGAUGAGAAGGCCGCCUCAAUUGCUGCCGUGUGGAGAAAGUACCAGCUGGAAUAUACAUGGAGAUUGAAUAGCAUGAGACAAUAUGAACACUUCUCCGAAGUGACUCGCAGGUCCCUCCAUCACGCUUUGGCCGAACACGGAGUGAGCCUUAGCGAGGCGGAAUCUGAUCAAGUCAUGAAAGCAUAUGACUCUCUGUCCACUUUUCCGGAUGUAAACCCGGCUAUGAAGCGACUGGCAGAGGAUCCCAACAUUGAAUGCGUGCUAUUCUCCAACGGCACCAAGACCAUGGUAUCCAAUUCAGUCAAUCAGUCCAGGGACCUUGACUCUUCCGUCUUCAAAGACCUCGUCACCGUCGACUUUGUAAGAGCCUACAAACCGGCUCCGGAGGUCUAUAGAUUCCUGGCUCAAAAGGUCGACAAGGCAGGCCAGGAAGAUGGUAUGUGGCUUGUGUCGAGCAACCCAUUUGACGUCGUCGGUGCUCGCGCCGUGGGUAUGCAAGCAGCGUGGGUGGACCGAGCUGGAAAUGGCUGGCAGGAUAGACUGGCUGGUGGGCCAACUGUGACUGUGAGGAGCUUAGAGGAGGUAGCUGAUGUUGUGGGGAAGCACGCUCAUUGA
Messenger RNA from Rhinocladiella mackenziei CBS 650.93, 705 nucleotides. RefSeq names its product haloacid dehalogenase, type II. The transcript has 2 exons. Bases 1 to 705 code for a protein of 234 amino acids. Lineage: Eukaryota; Fungi; Ascomycota; Eurotiomycetes; Chaetothyriales; Herpotrichiellaceae. The record is from RefSeq and is a predicted model, not a curated record. Gene Ontology annotation, molecular function: hydrolase activity, acting on halide bonds, in C-halide compounds.